UCUCUUCCAUGUGAGCAGAAUGCGGCAUUGCAGCUCAAGAGAAUUCUGGGUGCGAAAACACAGGUGGUGGCGGGAACGAUGCACCAUCUCACCCUGGAGGUGGCAGACGGUGAGACCAAGAAGGUCUACGAGGCCAAGGUCUGGGAGAAGACUUGGGAGAAUCUCAAACAGUUGGAGGGAUUCAAGCAUCUCCAUGACGUUCCUUCCCACGCUUGAGCCUUUCGCUCGGUAACUAUCCUUCCUACUUUGAUCUUGUAUGACAUGACGUGUAUUGCACGUCGUUUUAUGCUCCGGGAUCGAAGAAGCUCUAUAUGGCAACCAUAACUCUGAUUGAACAAGUCUUUCAUCAAUCGUAACGAAUCUGGAGGAUACGAAAGAACCGGCUCGAUUGGUUAGUUGGUAACCAGACUCCGGUUUACUUAAAACACAUUCUGGUACCGGUUUUUAGCAAAGAGAU
Tarenaya hassleriana is the source of this 457-nucleotide messenger RNA. RefSeq names its product cysteine proteinase inhibitor 1-like. NCBI's taxonomy places the organism in Eukaryota, Viridiplantae, Streptophyta, Magnoliopsida, Brassicales, Cleomaceae. The record is from RefSeq and is a predicted model, not a curated record. The transcript is spliced from 2 exons. Gene Ontology annotation, molecular function: cysteine-type endopeptidase inhibitor activity. The annotation marks the transcript as partial.